This is a messenger RNA of Volvox carteri f. nagariensis, 732 nucleotides long. RefSeq lists its product as uncharacterized. The transcript is spliced from 2 exons. Bases 1 to 732 code for a protein of 243 amino acids. The record is from RefSeq and is a predicted model, not a curated record. Lineage: Eukaryota; Viridiplantae; Chlorophyta; Chlorophyceae; Chlamydomonadales; Volvocaceae.
AUGCUUUUUUUGGUGAAGGUGCUGGGGGCUGUGGAGGUAAUGGUAGAGGAGGCGGUGUUGGGGGCCAUGGUGGAGCUGGUGAUGGUGGUGGAGCUGGUGAUGGUGAUGGUGGUGAUGGUGGUGAUGGUGGUGAUGGUGGUGAUGGUGGUGAUGGUGGUGAUGGUGGUGAUGGUGGUGAUGGUGGUGAUGGUGGUGAUGGUGGUGAUGGUGGUGAUGGUGGUGAUGGUGGUGAUGGUGGUAAUGGUGGUGAUGGUAGUGAUGGUGGUGAUGGUGGUGAUGGUGGUGAUGGUGGUGAUGGUGGUGAUGGUGGUGAUGGUGGUGAUGGUGGUGAUGGUGGUGAUGGUGGUGAUGGUGGUGAUGGUGGUGGUAAUGAUGGUGGUUGUGGUGGUGGUGGAUCUGGUGGUGGUGGUACCACCACCACCGGUGGUGGUGGUAGUGGUGCUGGUGGAUAGUUUGGUGGUGAUAGUGGUGGUAAUGAUGGUGGUGGUGGUGGAUCAUCUGGUGGUGGUGCGUUUGUUGUUGUUGGUGGUGGUAAUGAUGGUGGUGGUGGAUCUGGUGGUGCUAGUGGUGGUAGUGGUGCUGGUGGUGAGUUUGGUGGUGAUAGUGGUUGUAAUGAUGGUGGUGGUGGCGGUGGAUCUGGUGGUGGUGGUGGUGGAUCUGGUGGUGGUGGGUUUGGUGGGAUGCAGAAGGCAGGAUCCAGCGCCUUGGACUUACAGUUCGUAUGGCGUAUAG